Molecule: messenger RNA, 1032 nt
Organism: Nicotiana tabacum (common tobacco)
Lineage: Eukaryota; Viridiplantae; Streptophyta; Magnoliopsida; Solanales; Solanaceae
Source: RefSeq, a predicted model, not a curated record
AGUGAGUCGACGACCAGUAAUGCUUUAUUCAGCACCAAUGGAGAAGUCCGGGUUAGUUGUGUCUCAUGAACAACCAAAGGCGUUCACUUCUGAUAAAGAUCACAUGCACUGUGAUUACUAUAGAAAGCCAAAGCAUACGAAGGAGACAUGUUGGAAAUUACAUGGUAGACCAACUAGAGAUCGUGGAGGAAAACGUGUAGGUCCAUCAAGGGUUCAGGCUAAUUUUGCAGAAAAUGUGGAGACAUCCGGGAAAACUGCUUUUGGAGAAGCUUUUUCUUUGGAUGAAGUUCAACAUCUUCGUUGUCUCCUGAAUAAACUUGACUCUUCUAAUGUUGCCACUUCCAAUUACGUGCAGUCAGGUAUUGCCUUUAAUGCUCGCCUUAAUUCUUGGAUUAUUGAUUCUGGUGAGAAUAGACACAUGACAGGCUCCUCUAAAGGCUUUAAAAACUACUCUCCCAGUUCCAAAGGGGAUUAUGUCAGAAUAGCCAAUGGCUCCCUAACUCCUGCCUCUGGAACAGGUUCUGUUGUUUAUACACCUGAUACUACAUUAUCAUCUGUUCUCCAUGUCCCUGAGUUUCCUGUUAAUCUGUUAUCUGUUAGCGCAAUCACCAAAAAACUAAACUAUAGUGUCGAGUUCUUUCCUGAUCAUUAUGUUUUUCAGAAUCUUCAAACAACGAAGAGGAUUGGCAGUGGUACAUUGCAUGAUGACUUAUAUUGGAUUGAUGGAAUUCGAGACUCUAGCCAGGCCUUUUUUGGAGGAAAUAAGGAUGUCAACCAAGAAAUAAUACGGUGGCAUAGAGAGUUGGGGCAACCAUCAUUUUUUGCUUCAAAGAAGUUAUAUCCUAGUUUGUUUUAUAGAAUUGAGUUUGAAUCUUUGUUUUGUAUUGCUUGUGAAUUUGCCAGGCAUACUCGAAACUCUUAUUAUUUGAGUGAUAAUAAAAGUACAACUCCAUUUUCGACUAUUCAUUCUGAUGUGUGGGGUCCUGCUCAAACAGUUUCUUCAUCUGGUAGCAGGUAGUUUGUUACUUUUAA